CUGAACUCGGAAGUAUGCAAAUGUCGUGGUGGAAAAAAGUUCUCAUGGUUGUUUUCGUGCCAGUGUAAAAAGUUAGUCGUUGCUAGACUCUCAUGAGACCGAGUAGAAGCUGUCUGAAGACACCAAAGGGACCAUUAGUGCUGCAGAAUGGGGAGCGAACCAGGCCCAGUUCAAAUUGUUACAGUUUGUAAGGAUGAUCACUCCUUUGCGUUGGACACGGAAGCUUUGUCCCGGAUCCUUUUGGCUCCUGAAGUCCGAGACAAACAUGUGGUGGUGCUCUCAGUGGCUGGAGCUUUCAGGAAGGGGAAAAGCUUUCUGCUUGAUUUCAUGAUACGUUACAUGUGCAGAAAGGGCGAUGAUAACUGGUUGGGUAAGGAUGACGAGCCUCUGACCGGAUUUUCUUGGCGAGGUGGUUCAGAACCAGAAACAACAGGCAUCCAGCUGUGGAGCAAAGUUUUUCUUGUCCGAAGGACUGAUGGAAAAGAGGUGGCUGUGGUGUUGAUGGACACUCAGGGAGCAUUUGAUGACCAGUCUACUGUGAAGGACUGUGCCACCAUCUUUGCCCUCAGCACCAUGACCAGUUCAGUUCAGAUUUACAAUCUCUCACAGAACAUUCAAGAAGAUGAUUUGCAGCAGCUGCAGCUGUUCACAGAGUAUGGUCGUCUGGCCAUGGAUGAGAUCUUUCAGAAGCCCUUUCAGUCAUUGAUGUUUCUCAUCAGGGACUGGAGCUUCCCCUACGAAUACAGCUAUGGGUUUAAAGGCGGCAGUGCAUUCCUGGAUAAACGGCUACAAGUUAAAGAGACCCAACAUGAAGAGCUGCAAACAGUGAGAGAGCACAUUCAUUCAUGCUUCACCAAGAUUUCCUGCUUUCUGUUGCCUCACCCUGGGUUGAAGGUUGCCACCAGCCCUUCCUUUCAAGGGCAGCUUUGUGAUGUGGCUCCAGAGUUCAAACAGCAGCUGGAGAUUCUGAUGCCUAAACUGCUGCACCCAGACCGCCUGGCUGAAAAAGAAAUAAAUGGAAACAAAGUCACAUGUAGAGGUUUGCUUGAGUUCUUUAAGGCUUACAUCAAGAUUUACCAGGGAGAAGACUUGCCACAACCCAAGACUAUGCUUAUGGCUACAGCGGAGGCCAACAACUUGGCGGCUGUGGCAACAGCUAAAGAUCAGUAUUACAAGAACAUGGAGAAAAUGUGUGGGGGAGAUCUGCCCUAUAUGGCUCCGAACUCAUUAGAAGAGAAACAUAACUUUUUCUUCAGAGAGGCUCUUCACACCUUUUCAUCCACCAAGAAGAUGGGAGGACCCGAGUUUUGUGAACGUUACCGAACUCAGCUGGAAAAAGAGCUUGAGGAAAUGUGGCAGUCUUUCAGCAAACACAAUGACUCUAAAAACCUCUUCAGCGCCUUCCGGACCCCUGCUGUGCUCUUUGUCCUGGUCUGCCUGCUCUAUGUUCUGUCAGGCGUGUUGUUCUUUAUUGGCCUGUCCACCUUCGCCUUGGUGUGUGACUGCACUCUUGGCUUGGUCAUGAUGGCCAUGUUGAUGUGGGCCUUCAUCCGCUACUCUGGCCAGUACCGGAAUGUGGGCGGAGCCAUCGACCAGGCUGCAGGUGUUGUACUGGAACAGGCCACUGUGGUGUUGAACAAGUCGAGAGGAGCAAGCACCAUUGACCAGAAGAAAUCCAGCUAGAGGGCCUCCAGACUCCAGACAGAGAACACAACUCAAGCACACUAAAGCCUUAUCAUCCGGGUUACAACACAAUGCCAAUUCACCAGCAUUUUUAUUAUGCAGAUUACACAACCUGUGCAAGUCCAGGGUAAAAGGCAGGAACUUUAACAUCUCAAACUUUCUAGCUACUACUUCAUGUCAUCAGAAGAUACUGCCAUUACUUUACAGGUUUAAAAUGUCUCUUAAUGGACAAGUCAGUGUUUACCUUUUAAACUUA
Messenger RNA from Melanotaenia boesemani (Boeseman's rainbowfish), 1939 nucleotides. It is a transcript of the gene atl3, whose product is annotated as atlastin 3. Lineage: Eukaryota; Metazoa; Chordata; Actinopteri; Atheriniformes; Melanotaeniidae. Gene Ontology annotation, biological process: protein homooligomerization; endoplasmic reticulum organization. The record is from RefSeq and is a predicted model, not a curated record. The transcript is spliced from 14 exons. Gene Ontology annotation, molecular function: GTP binding; GTPase activity. Bases 148 to 1683 code for a protein of 511 amino acids.